AUGGAAACAACCUCUCCACGAGCUUCAUCAGAGUUAGAACAGGCUAGACCACAAACCAGUGGAGAAGAGGAACUUCAGCUGCAGUUGGCUUUAGCCAUGAGUAGAGAAGCAGCGGAACAGGAGGAUCGUCUUCGCCGUGGUGAUGAUCUUCGACUUCAGAUGGCCUUGGAGGAGAGCCGCAGAAAUUCAGCUGUAGUAGUGGGUAGCACGGCUCCAAAGAAGAAAAAGGCAUCCACAGUUACCCUCAUGGAUCCCUUGCCAACCACAGCAACACAAAAAGCUAUUGUAUGGGGAGUAUCUGUUCGACCUGUUUCUCUAGAAAAAAAUGACCCAUGGGGAGAAGCAAGCAGUCCAGGAGCAUCAGAUCCAUGGCAAUCUAUUGAUAGCAAAUCCACUGCUGCUGUUGAUCCUUGGGGUGCUCCUACGUUAUCUGCCACCCAGUCACUUCCUAAAAGUGUUGACCCAUGGACUUCUUCAGAUACUACCUCUGCUGUUCUGAGGUCUUCAGCUGAUCCAUGGGCACCAGGUCCUUCAACAGAUUCUGUUUUGGGUGGUGCAACUUUUGACCCAUUCAGCACGUUAAAUGGUGCAGUAAAGGACGACUUUGCUGAUUUUGAAGACCUUCGAGCUUCAUCAAAAAAAACAGGUGAGCCUGACAUGUUGGGAGGAAAUUCUAAACCCAGUGGUUCAAUUAGUCCAGAUUUAUUUGAUUCUGCACUUCCUAGUUCAGCGCCAUCAAAGCAAGCAACUGCUCGAAAGACACCAGAGUCCUUUUUGGGCCCUAAUGCAGCUUUGGUGAAUCUGGAUUCCCUGGUAUCCAAGCCUGCGCAACCUUCCAGUAUAUCAAAUCCUUUCCUGGCUUCAGGUUUAGCUCCAGUCCAGGUCACUCAGAUUAAUCCCUUUCAAAUUAACCAGCCACAGCCUCCUACGCUGAACCAAAUGCGAGCAAGUCCUUUGAUGGCCUCAGGACAGUCUACGUUUGGCACCUUACCCACAGUCAGUAUGGAGCCGAUGCCACACACCUCUAUGUCAGCACCAGUGGCAAUGGGAAUGGUUCCCGUACCCGUUGGUCGAACGGGUGCAGGAAUGAACAUUACUGGAACAAUGCCCCAGCCACUUAUAUCAACAGGCAUCCCGCCACCUACAUCCCAGACCUCUACGACUAAUCCUUUCCUAUUAUAAAAUAAAACAGACAAAAUAUCUUCAUUACAGAGAAAAACCUUAGAUAGGAGUGUGGCUAGCUAAGUUAAAUGUUAAUUGCAUAUUAGACUGCAAAUAUGGCUGUGGUGAGGAAACCUUCACAGUAAGUUUGGGUUUUGCUGUGCUGGUUUUCAUGAAGCGUAUAUCUACAGUGGUUACUUUUCACUAUUUUCUAAAGAAGCUAUUUGCUGCCAAUGGAGGUAUGAUAUGGUGACUGAACAUGUAGUUGAACAGUAGUGUUGUGAAUUUAAUAUUCACAUCUAAUGAAUCCUCCAAUCCUUAAGUGCAUAUUAUAGUUUGUCCAAAGGUAACAUAGUGUUUUGUGUGGUAUAAUCACUGUUUUGCAUAUUUCACAAAUCACCCUGACUAUUGACCUGUUUCAAAGAAUAUUAUAAAGGCCACAAUGACUGUUUGCUUCCUAAUCAUAAAAGCAAAUAUGGAAUUAACCAAAAUCAGAAUAUCGACAACCCUAUGAGACCCUGAUUUCCUAGCUGAUGGAUUGAAAAUAAUUUUACAAACCUGUUCAUAGCAGUAAGGAGUUUUUAAUCGUGCUAUCUUCUGAAUAGGCUGUUACAAAAUUGCUUUAGAAUUUGGACUCUUGCAUGCACCUUUUUAAUUGUUAUUUGAAGUAACAUCCUUGGCAGUAGAUACUAUUUAAGCAGAAGGUAUCAGUUAUUGUUCAUUUAGUACUGAUAGGAUUGAAAUUCCUUGUAAAAUUGUGAUUAUUAAAAAAUCAUUACAAUGAUGAUGAACAAACCAUUUACACAGGUUUCAAUAAUUUGGUGGAGAUUUUUUUAAGUGGGAGAAAGCUGCAUGCAUCAGUCUGUUUCUGUUGUUGAAAUCUAAGAUUUGCUAAUGAUGACUGGCUAUUCUCUAGAAUAUUUAAAAACACUUGUCUACAUGAAAGGUUGUAGUGUUCACCAUUGUUAGUGAAACUGAGUAGAGAUUAGUAAAAUAGAAUUUUAAAAAAAACCGUACAUCAGUGUAAUAUUGAAAUCUAGGUGCUUAUUUUGUUUUUUCUUUUAGAUUUUACUAAGUAAGGCAACCAUUAAGCUAAUUCAGACUCAACAUUGGUAUAUGCAGUUAAUCCUGUACAUUUUGCACAGCUUUUUUAAAUAGAUGAGUCUUCAUGUAAAGGUUAAAUAGCCACGUUUUAGAGUCUGUAAUUUGCAACCACGUUGUAGUUUACAAGUUUUAUGCUAUUUUUAA
Molecule: messenger RNA, 2409 nt
Organism: Rhincodon typus (whale shark)
Lineage: Eukaryota; Metazoa; Chordata; Chondrichthyes; Orectolobiformes; Rhincodontidae
Product: epsin-2
Exons: 8
Coding region: 1-1182 (393 amino acids)
Source: RefSeq, a predicted model, not a curated record